Molecule: messenger RNA, 1956 nt
Organism: Fonsecaea erecta
Lineage: Eukaryota; Fungi; Ascomycota; Eurotiomycetes; Chaetothyriales; Herpotrichiellaceae
Exons: 1
Coding region: 1-1956 (651 amino acids)
Biological process (GO): nuclear envelope organization
Cellular component (GO): nuclear envelope; meiotic nuclear membrane microtubule tethering complex
Molecular function (GO): protein-membrane adaptor activity
Source: RefSeq, a predicted model, not a curated record
AUGGUGCCUCGUCGGUCUACGGCCAGAGCGUCAACAGCCACGCCAGUACGCGCAUCCUCACCAGCAAAGCGAUCAACUCGUGCAGGCAGCGCCCAAUCACCGGAGAGUUCCAUCCCGCGUCGAUCCACUCGUGGGCACUCAAAACAAGCGAGCAUCGCAGAUGGCGCUGUGAACAAUCCGAGGCUGCCUGAGGUGCAAAUCCAGCAGUCUUAUGCCUAUGGAUCGAGCAAGACUCCCGUUUUACCGACCCAGUUGGUCGCGCGAAGUCGGAUGAACUUGACGGAGAUGGCGGAAACGAUCGAUGCCGGGGUCGAACAAGCGCAGCAGCAUCUCCAAAAUCAUAUCGAAGAAACGCAUGCAAAUCUGCAGAAGGACCCUCGCGCUGAAAGGGCUCGGCGGAGAGCUUCUCGCGAAAACUCGCGGGAAGCCUCGGUGGCGAGCGAGGAUGCCGAGCGACAGCGGUCACAGCGAGUAGCAGCAUGGGCCAGUUCUUUAGAUGAUAACCGACUAAAUGAAAUACCAGAAGAAGGUCAAGAAGCAGGGGACUCUGCAAUCGCCCCCGAGGGGUCUUGGGUCGUCAAUGAUGGUUCCUCUGACGACGAUGACACGAAUAAGGAAACAGACAGGGGAACAGACCCCUCCAGCUUUCCCAGUGGAAUAUUUGAUCACAGCUACAAUUAUGAGCGGGGCAUCCGGAAACCCCAGGUCACGAUACGAGAACGACAAGAGCCACGGUUUCGAAAGGCCUGGAACAAUAUCAAAGAUGCUAUGCUCCAAACGUGGCAGACCUCCUUGGAAAUUUUGUCUUCGACGUGGCACAGGUCCAUACGGUCAUUACGUGCCAGCAGCAGAGCGAUCAGAGAUCUCUCAAAUCUACUUCUUGUUCCCAUGAUGAGUAUUGUUCUCGCGUCACUGUUUAUCGGUGGAGUAAGCUUUCUACUAUGUUACACCUACACUAAUUUUAUUUGCGACCCUCUAUCAACUUCGCCUACAGCGUUAACUCUUCAGAAAGUCUGCGGCACAUGUACGCGGAGCCCGAGCAUAGCGUCUGUCAACCUGACAGCCGGCAGUGGGAACGAUUUGUCAAAGCUCUCAGCCGCAAUAAACCACAUCAACCAACAACUUCGGAUUCUCGAGACUCGACUGACGGACAAGCUCGACUCACAGUCUGCGGCAAUGGCUCAAGACAUUGAAACCCUCAAAAAACAGCAUUUAGAGUUGUCCAGCCACAUGGCUGGGCUGGGACCGGGAGGCAGAACGGGAUCUUUGUCCACCAACGUGCCCUCUCCAGUCAUUCCGAAAGUCAACUACUUUGCCCCCAACAAUGGAGCCUUGGUGGAGCCACGAUUGACUUCGCCGACCAUGCAGAAGCCGCUGGCACUCGCACACCGAGUGCUGCUCCGAGUGUUCCUGUCGACGCGGUAUGUGACCAAGCCACCCAUCACAGCUCUUACUCCGUGGCAAGAUGUGGGGGACUGUUGGUGCGCCUCGGCUGUUCGAAGCGUCGGGCCCCGGCACGAGGACGACGUGAUGAGACUCGGCGUGAGAGUGACGGAGAUGAUCUAUCCCACCGAAGUGGUCCUGGAGAACUACCCCAGCGCCGGUUCGUUAUCGCCCGGGUCGACGCCCAAAAAGCUCGAGCUGUGGGCCGAUUUCGAACAGCUGGACAGUCUGGCGUGGGAAAAGCUGAACAUCAGGGCGAUGCAGGGGGUGACGGGCAGUCCUUUCGGCCCUGCCUACGCCCUGAUUGGGAAGAUGGAAUACGACGCCUCCAGCGAAGCAAGCCACGUCCAAACCUUCCCACUGGAUGUGAACCAGGGCUCGUUGGCGUACGCGGCGCAGAAUUUCGUGGUGAGGGUGACUGAAAACUAUGGCGCCGAGUAUGCUUGUUUAUAUCGGGUGAGGCUGCAUGGCGUUCCAGUUUUUGGGAGUGAACGGGACAACUCAGAAGGCUAG